AUGUCAUAUCCCGAGAUUGGCUCCGCCAUAGCACUCUUUGGGCCCCCCUCUCUGCCCUCACAGUUUUAUUUAUGGGAACUCAAUAACAACUUCCCAGUGGGUCACACAUCAUGGGAUUACUCUAGUCCCAAUUUGCUUGACUUCGAAGUUUCCAAGACUCCGAAGCCAGUGAGCUCCCAAAAGGCCUCGUGCUAG
Prunus armeniaca (apricot) is the source of this 195-nucleotide messenger RNA. Lineage: Eukaryota; Viridiplantae; Streptophyta; Magnoliopsida; Rosales; Rosaceae. The record is from the annotation of a GenBank genome assembly.